Ceratina calcarata is the source of this 1972-nucleotide messenger RNA. RefSeq names its product nuclear RNA export factor 1. The transcript has 2 exons. Gene Ontology annotation, molecular function: RNA binding; protein binding. Lineage: Eukaryota; Metazoa; Arthropoda; Insecta; Hymenoptera; Apidae. Gene Ontology annotation, biological process: poly(A)+ mRNA export from nucleus. The record is from RefSeq and is a predicted model, not a curated record. Gene Ontology annotation, cellular component: nucleus. Bases 283 to 1926 code for a protein of 547 amino acids.
CCCCGUGAAAUCUGAUAUCUUAAUUUUAAGUUCUAUGAAUUAUGGAUCGAAAAAUUUGAAAAAAUCCUCAUAUAUCCUUGGUAUGAUCAUAACGAUCAUAACCCUUGCAAACGCAAACAUGCUUACUGUUGUUUACAAGCGUUGCGUGGUGUUGAGUGUUCCAGGUUCGGGAGAAAUGGCGCGAUGCAUGCGGUAAUAAGUUUGGAUAAAUAAAGAAGUAAACUGUUUAUGUGUUUCUUUCAAAAUUCCUGCAGUGUAAUAUUAAUAUAAAGAAGCCAGAUAAUGACUACAGAAAUUACUGAAAGUGUCCCAAGUUGGGAACCAAUACGAUUGACAUAUACUAAACCAUUGUUCACUAAUCAAGAGUCAACUUUAGCAUCGCGUCAGGAUUUAUGGCACAAAUUUAUUCUGUUUGGCACAGGGCAGCACAAAAGGAACGAAAUAUUAAAAAACGUUAUACUUUGCUGCGAACCCGAAGUUUUGUUGCCUGUUAUGUACAAACAAGAAGGUCCAAAUAAAAGUAGUUUCUUAGCUAAAUGUACUGCAGCUACUAUUGAGAAUUUCGUGAAGCAGGGUCUGCGUGUGUUGAUGCCUAAUGACCAGGAACUCUGCGUAGACGUUGUGUUAGGAUAUACAGACUCCCAGGAUGUGCAGUUGAAUCCCCAGAGAGCCGUAGCGCAAGCUUUGUACUUUCGCUACGAGCCUACCAAGAAGGUAUUGAAUCUCGACGACUUCGAAAACGAGAAGUCUUUGACUUCUAUAUACUGUCCCAUAUCAUUGCACAAGGUGUUACACUUUGUUUUAAGAUGUAGCAAGAUGGGAAUCCUGGGUAAUCGAGACUCACGAUUACCUGUUAGAGAAUUAAGCUUGAAGUAUAAUCAAAUCAUAGGGAUUACUCUUUUCGAGAAGUUCUUCAAUUAUCAUCUAACCAAGUUGGAUCUGAGACACAAUCAGAUCACAGACGUGGAGUACCUGCAUUAUUUCAAUGAGUUUAAGAUAAGCGAACUUUGGUUAGAUGGUAAUCCGUUGUGUGAGAAGUACAACAAGUGUCAGGACUAUAUACAAGCGGUGAGGAACGUAUUCCCACAUUUGCAAAAAUUAGAUGGGGUUGUCAUAGGUAUAGAGCAGAAAUUUGUUCCUAACGUCCAAAGGAAUUAUUUAAGAGAUGGCAGGAACACCAGCCUGGUCAAACAGUUCGUGAGACAUUAUUUUACUCUGUACGAUCAAGAUGACAGACAAAUAAUGAAUGGGUUGUACGAGAGAGAUGCGCUUUAUUCGAUGACGCUGGGACAUGUCUCGAAUUACUAUCAUAAACAGUUCGUCAAAAUGUUUGCCACGAACAGAAACUUGUUGAAAUUCGUCGAUUACGCGAAGUGUCACGAGUUUUUGUUGCGUGGCCCGGAAAAGAUCAUCUCGGCUCUUAGAAGUCAGCCGCCAACUAUACAUCAUUUCAAGUCAUUUCACGUUGACUUACUGUACGAAGGAGAGCUCGAUUUAAUUAUUUCUGUGCAAGGCUUAUUCUCCUUCAGAGCAGUUUCUUGCCCGCCCAUGUUCUUCAACAGGACGUUCAUAAUUAUGAAGAAGGAAGACAACGAAUACUGUAUCACCAAUGACCAAUGCUAUCUCGAUGGUAAUAAUAGUCUCAAUCACUCGGCGAACAGCGAUGUGAAGUCCGAAACGAAGAUUGUGCCAAAAUUUACACCGACCGUAUUCAGUGUUUCGGAAAAGGAUCACCUUCUUACAUAUAUGCACGAGUUGACUACAAUGAACAUGAAAUUUUGCUACCAGUAUCUCGACGAUGCUAAUUGGGAUAUAAGAACAGCUAUUACAACGUUUAUGAGCAUGUACACAGUUAAUAAUGUACCACCCGAAGCAUUCCAUAAAUACGAACCUGAUUGUAUAAACAAUGUACAUACAUAUGUAUAAAAAGCGUGUCUCUAGUACAAGAAAUUGAAUAAAUCCAAGAACACAA